Molecule: messenger RNA, 1613 nt
Organism: Euleptes europaea (tarantolino)
Lineage: Eukaryota; Metazoa; Chordata; Lepidosauria; Squamata; Sphaerodactylidae
Gene: FA2H
Product: fatty acid 2-hydroxylase
Exons: 8
Coding region: 1-1587 (528 amino acids)
Biological process (GO): fatty acid metabolic process; lipid biosynthetic process
Cellular component (GO): endoplasmic reticulum; membrane
Molecular function (GO): heme binding; fatty acid 2-hydroxylase activity; iron ion binding
Source: RefSeq, a predicted model, not a curated record
AUGAGUCGCCCUCUCCUCCACGAAAAGGCCGCUUCCUCAGCGGCAGAGCAUCUGCUCGGCUCGACAGGAGGUCCCCGGCUCGAUCCCCGGCCUCUCCCCUGCCCAAGGGGCAGGCAGGGAUGCGAGAAACCUCCCGGGGCAGCCAGCCCCUGCCGGUCAGCGGGAAGCUCCGGGCGCCUCCCCCGCGGCGGAGGAGGCUUGAGCCUGGCCGGCCGGCCGUCCGUCCAGCCUGCGGGUCGCCUCGCCCCGGCCCGCGCCGGGCUCCCAGCCGCCGCGUGGCCGCUGUCCCCGGGGAAGGCGAGGCGAGGCGCGGCGCGCCCUGGGAGGGAGGCAGGGAGGCAGGGAGGGCGGGGGCGUGUCCGCCGGGGCCAGGCAUAUGUGGGCGCCGCGGCGGGCAGGCCGGGCAGGCAGGCAGGUGUCUCGCCGGGGAAGCAGCCGCCGCCGAUGGCUCUCGCCGAGGGGCCCCGCUCGUACAGCCGCGCCGAGCUGCGCCAGCGCCUGGCCCAGGGCGCCUGCCUGGUGCUCCGCGGCCGCCGCCUCUACGACCUGAGCGCCUUCGUGCGCCUCCACCCGGGCGGCGAGGAGCUGCUCCGCCAGCGGGCCGGCCGCGACGUCGGCGCCGCCCUCGACGGGCCCCCGCACCGCCACUCCGACAACGCGCGCCGAUGGCUCGAGCAGUACUACCUGGGGGAGCUGCGCCACGCCGAGCCCCGCCACCCCGAGGAGGAGGAGGAGGAGGAGGCGGAGGAGGGGGCCCCAGCCGCCCAGGCAGCUUCUAUUAUAAAACAAACAAACACAAAAUCAAUAUUUAAAACAUAUGAACCAGAAACUGACCUUGUGGACUGGCGCAAGCCAUUGCUCUGGCAGGUAGGCUACUUGGGAGAGAAGUACGAUGAGUGGGUACAUCAGCCUGUGGACCGACCCAUCCGCUUGUUCUACUCGGAUUUUAUGGAGUCCCUCUCCAAAACAUCAUGGUACAUGGUCAUAGCCAUCUGGAUUCCAGUUGUGAUCUACCUGAGCUGGUAUUGCUACACGUCUCUCGCCAAUGACGACGUCCGGCUUUUUUCUUCAACCAUACCAAAGUAUUCCAUCAGAAUCCACAAGUACUGUUUCCCAGCGAUCUUCAUUGCGGGGAUGGUUAUCUGGUCCUUCAUAGAAUACCUCAUCCACCGCUUCCUCUUCCACUUGAAGCCUCCUGCUAGCAACUAUUAUCUCAUCACCCUCCACUUCAUGCUUCAUGGCCAACAUCACAAGUCUCCAUUCGACGACUCGCGCCUAGUUUUCCCACCUGCACCAGCCUCCGUGGCCAUCUUUGGUUUGUACUGCCUCGCCAAUUUUGUAUUUCCUGAAGUAUUUGGCACAGCCAUUUUUGCUGGAGGGCUUUUUGGCUACGUUAUCUAUGACAUGACCCACUAUUACCUGCAUUACGGCUCUCCGAAACAAGGCACUUACAUGUACAGAUUGAAGGCCUACCAUGUCAAGCACCAUUUUGAACACCAGAGAGCAGGCUUUGGCAUCACCAGCAAAUUUUGGGAUUAUCCGUUCCAGACACUAAUCCCAGAGGAAAACUUUGAGAAAGAAGACUAGCAUCUGCCGCUCUUCUCCUGCGCGGU